Molecule: messenger RNA, 819 nt
Organism: Ilyonectria robusta
Lineage: Eukaryota; Fungi; Ascomycota; Sordariomycetes; Hypocreales; Nectriaceae
Exons: 1
Coding region: 92-634 (180 amino acids)
Source: RefSeq, a predicted model, not a curated record
UCGGCACCUAUGGCUUCGAAGAGAACCUCCACGAGGCCAAUUGUCAAGGGUCUUUGGCAGUUGCAAACUGACGUCGACAAAAUCCGGUUAUAUGUACGUGUAUGCACAGGCUAGUUCCAACAUAUCGCACUUAAGGUACCGCCCAAUGCUACCUACUUGCAUGGCACCGUCGCCUAUUGCCUGUGACCGGGCCAGGCAUGCAUAUCGGCUUUGUUCGUGGCAGAAUCCUCGUCACCCACAUGGUGGCCAGGUCACUUCUGUUGGGAGGCCCCAUACUCUAUGCUGCUCAUGCACUGCUCAUGCGUCGCUCAUGCUGUUGUACCCGCUUGUGCUGCCUGACUCAUGGCACAUAAACGGUGCCAGGUGGUGUCGCCGGUCAGUUUUUGCCCUGCACCGGCCAACUUCAUCAACCUUUGCUGGGUUAUGCUGGAUUCACGGAAUAACUUCAGGUAACACGCACGCUGGCCUGGCCCUGCCCAUGGCAUUUCCAACGGCCCCUGCUCUCGAACUAGGUCGAAUCUACACUCGCUGGCGCCCAUCCUCAUCCAAACCCGGCCCGGCUGGAAGGUCAAGUGGGCUCUCACAGGUGCCCUCCAAGAGCACAAGGGUAGCAGACAGGGUCCCAGGGCCCUAAAAGUGGGCACAGAAGCAUCAUGGAACAAAUUGGCUUGGCGCCAGACCUUCCAUUCCACAACAGCCGCAUGAUAUGUCAGCCAGUCCGUAAUCGUGUGCGCUCUGAUUCCCUGGAUUGGGGGUGAGCCAACGCCGCCUCGAGUCGCGGGUCACUCUGAGACCAAGGCGGCUCGUCGAGUACCUGGG